AUGUCCCUCGCAGGUGGUCAGAUGACUUUCUUGCCCAAGUUUGUCUUCAGCUGCAUCAUGGUGUUGUGCUUCGCUGGACUUUUCUUCAUGUAUUACAAGCCUGAUGUCAACUUCCCCACUAUUGCCUUUCACACGGAGAGAAGUAACCACUCUUGUCAGUGUCCAGUGGACGCAGUGAAGCAGAGCUCGAACCCCAACUGUUCCUCCGAGCCGCAGAUCGACCCAACUGUCGUCCAGAAGAUCCAGGAGGACGCUGAGCCUGACACUGUUGUCUUGGUCUGGUUCUGGCCGUUUGGCUUUAAGUUUGAUCUCAGCUGCGACAAACACAACGUCAAAAGAUGCCUCUUGACGGCGGACAAGUCUCUCUAUGAUGAAGCCCAUGGUGUUCUCAUCCACCACAAGAAUAUAGGGGACAACUUGCCGAAAGAUCCUCGUCCCUGGUUCCAGAAGUGGGUGUGGUUUAACAUGGAGUCACCAACAAACACACAGCAAGUCCCUCACAUUGAUGAAUUAUUCAACUUGACCUGCAGUUAUCGCCAGGAUUCAAACAUCCCUGUGCCUUAUGGACAUUUGGAGCCACGAGCAUCUGGAGAGGAGACUUUCCAAGUGACACCAAAGGACAAGCUGGUCUGUUGGAUUGUGAGCCACUGGAACGAGCGAUUCAGAAGAGUUGAGUUCUACAAUGAAUUGAAAAAACAUGUGAAUAUAACUGUUUAUGGGAAAGCUUUUAGAAAACCAGUCAAUGGUGAACAAUAUAAUCACAUUGUGUCCAGUUGUAAAUUUUACCUGUCCUUUGAAAACUCUGUGCACAAAGACUACAUUACAGAGAAGUUGUAUCGCCCUCUGAUGUUAGGAACUAUACCUGUUACUCUGGGCCCUACAAGGCAAAACUAUGAGGACCAUGUCCCAGGUGAUUCUUUCAUUCAUGUCGAUGACUUCCCCACAGCAAAGCAGCUGGCAGACAGGCUACUUUACCUCCACCGAAAUGAUACUGAAUAUAUGAAAUACUUUGAAUGGACAAAAAAGUAUAAAGUUAAAAGGGCAGUGUUUGGUACAACACACGCCUGCAAAACAUGCUCUUACCUACAACAACACAGAGGGUACGAGGCUUCUCGGAAUCUUAAAGAGUGGCUCUGGGGUUAAUGUGAGACAGAUUUAAUGUCACCUCAUGUGCAAGUAGAAGUGAGUUGACAUGGCAUGUGUUUUUUUUUUUUGAUUCUUUGGCUUCUUUUCACGGUGGUGGAAUGUACCCUCUAAUAAAGUGGUAGGACUGGUA
Molecule: messenger RNA, 1276 nt
Organism: Solea solea (common sole)
Lineage: Eukaryota; Metazoa; Chordata; Actinopteri; Pleuronectiformes; Soleidae
Product: 4-galactosyl-N-acetylglucosaminide 3-alpha-L-fucosyltransferase 9-like
Exons: 1
Coding region: 1-1143 (380 amino acids)
Cellular component (GO): membrane
Molecular function (GO): alpha-(1->3)-fucosyltransferase activity
Source: RefSeq, a predicted model, not a curated record